AGGCUGUUCUCUCUCUGAGGCUGAAUGUGAAGUUGUGGUCUCAGCUCUUAAGUCCAACCUUCAUCUGACAGAAGUGGAAAUAGAGACGAUCUAUGGAUAUAGAUCCUUGGGAGAUUCUGAUAUGAAGCAUCUGUGUGAUAUACUGGAGAGUUCAAUCUGCAAAGUGAAGAAACUGCAAUUGAAGGACUGCAGUUUGUCAGAGAUCAGCUGUACUUCUCUGGUCUCCGCUCUGAGGUCUAAUCCAUCCCAUCUGACAAAACUGGACAUGAGCUUAACCAAGCUUGACCCUGGAAUGAAGGAGCUCAGUGGGUUUCUCCAGUCUCCCCUCUGCAAACUACAGACAUUGAGAUUGAGAGGCUGCAGUUUGUCAGAGACCAGCUGUGCUUCUCUGGGCUCAGCUCUGAAGUCUAAUCCAUCCCAUCUGACAGAACUGGACCUGAGCUACAACAACCUGGACCCUGGAAUGAAGGAUCUCAGUGGGUUUCUUCAGUCUCCCCUCUGCAAACUACAGACACUAAGAUUGGGGGGGUGCAGAUUGUCACAGAUCAGCUGGGCUUCUCUGGGUUCAGCUCUGAAGUCUAAUCCAUCCCAUCUGACAGAACUGGACCUGAGUUUGACCAACCUUGAUCCUGGAAUGAAGGAGCUCAGUGGGUUUCUCAAGUCUCCCAUCUGCAAACUACAGACAUUUAAAUUGUUUAACUGCGGUUUGUCAGAGGUCAGCUGUGCUUCUCUGGUCUCGGCUCUGAAGUCAAACCCCUCACAUCUGUUACACCUGGACCUGAGGUACAACAAUUUGAAGGAGUCAGAUGUUCAGCAGCUGCAGGACUUUGUAAAGAGUCCAGACUACAAACUGGAGCGUCUGUGGUGGAGGUGAUGAUCUUAGUAGAGGAGAUAAGCUGAUCUGUGUCCUGAUAAUCCUCAGAGGUUGAAGCUGCAGCAGUUUGAGUUUAAAGAGACUCUGACUGGAUCCUGAUGAUGAACUCUGAGUUUAGAGAUUUUUCUCCUCUUUAUUUGAUCAUGUCUCUUAUUCAGCGUCCAAUAUUGUUUUUCUCUUUGAAACAAUGAAUAGGAAAUUCAAACUAAGCUCCAUUUAGUGGCUCCAUGGAGGUUUAAUCUGAAUCUGAUCAAACGGGAAAGUUCAGCUUUUUUUCUCACUGAUUCAUUUUCAGCCUGUAACCCAGAAAUCUGAAAUAAAGCUCAAUUCUAAAGUUUUCAGGCUGAAUGUUUGCUUCAUUGUGAUGCAGUUUUUGGACGUUUUUGAUUUUAUUCCAGAUGUUUUCUGCAGAUGUUUGGGCAGCUCUGCUCAUCUGAUCUGUUGCUGCAAACAGCUCAGUGAGGAAAUGAUGGUUUCUUUAAUCAGAGGAUUGUCAUGAAACGAGACAGAUGGACACAGUAUUCUUGGAGAGACAGCCAGUAUAAAAGUUCAAAAAGGUUAUUAAAUGAAAAACAAAACUAAAAGGGGAGCUUCUAGGAUCUGUGGCACGCAGCGACUGCUGGUGGGGGGGGCGGGGCAGUGCCCAAUUACAGACACUCUGGUUUAGCAGUUCAGUCCAUAACCCUUGAAGGGGGGGCGAUCCAGACAAUGGGCUGACAGCUGACGCGGCGCAACACCCAGAGUCUCCCCGAUGCUGCAGCUUCGGAGGAUUAGUAGGAAGCUGCUCCUGGUCAGGGAUACAAAUCAGGCAGGAAC
Cyprinodon variegatus (sheepshead minnow) is the source of this 1690-nucleotide messenger RNA. Its product is annotated as NACHT, LRR and PYD domains-containing protein 12-like. The record is from RefSeq and is a predicted model, not a curated record. Gene Ontology annotation, molecular function: protein binding. The transcript is spliced from 6 exons. Lineage: Eukaryota; Metazoa; Chordata; Actinopteri; Cyprinodontiformes; Cyprinodontidae. The coding region runs from base 122 to 874 and encodes 250 amino acids.